AUGGCUACCAAUCAGCAGUACGCUUUUUCACAACAAUAUUAUCAUCAAAAUCCUUUGAAUCCUUAUUAUAGUGAUUACAAUCAAUAUUAUAGAUCAACAAAUCCUACUCAUUUUAAUACAGAAAGAACAUUUCUCAACUAUCCAGUAAAUGGGUAUGGACAUGGGUAUGGACAGCCGAUUUAUUCCUCCAAUGUGACGCAUCUUCCAAUGAUAGCCUAUAAUAAACAACAACCACAAUCUGCCUAUGCGGAUUAUUAUGGUCAAUAUCCGAUUCAUCAGCCAAGAUAUGAACAAAAACGAAAAAAAAGAUAUCGUAAAAAAUCUCGUAGACAUGAUUACAAUAAUCAAGAUUAUAAUGAUCACUAUCAUACCCACCGUGAACGACAAGAUCAUGAUUUUAGCGUAACUGAUUUGACUGAAUAUAGUUCACCAUCAAUUGCUUCUGAUCAACUCACAAAAAUUAUUUUUAUUGACCAAGCGAGAAUACAUGAUCGUACAUAA
Molecule: messenger RNA, 501 nt
Organism: Didymodactylos carnosus
Lineage: Eukaryota; Metazoa; Rotifera; Eurotatoria; Philodinida; Philodinidae
Source: the annotation of a GenBank genome assembly